CCAAUGAUUUGCUAAAAAUAUUCAUCGUGAAGUUUCUGGAUCUCUCUGACCCGUAACCACAAUUGUAACUACAACCACACACCGGCUUCUGGUGGCAUUUUAGGCCAAAAGCAAUCCCGUAAUUGUAUGCUUUGCCUGGGCACGAUCCACCUGAUUCUUCCAAACAACCUAUCAGGUACAAAAAGUUUCAUCAUGAGCUUCGUUGGUUUGGAGAAGCGAGAAGAUGCAAGAGAUUUGCUUACAGAAGAUAUCCAUAAUCUUCUAAAAACAGCACCAGAGAACAAGAAACAGAAAUAUGAACAAAAUUUUAAAGGAUUUGAAGAGCUUUUUGGAAGAUUUGUUGAAGACAAAGGACAAGGCUUAGUUUGGGAUGACAUAAGUCCACCUCCUGAAUCCAUGAUCAGAAAAUACAAGGAUAUUGAGCUAGAGUCUUAUAAACCCAGUGAUGUCAAGAAGUUGUUGGAUAAGCUGGUUGUUUUGAAACUCAAUGGUGGUCUUGGAACUAGCAUGGGCUGCAAAGGACCCAAAAGCUUGAUUUCAGUUAGAAAUGAUAAUACUUUUCUGGAUCUGACAGUCCAACAGAUUGAGAAUCUAAAUAAAAAGUAUGAUUGUGAUAUUCCUUUGGUGCUCAUGAACUCGUUCAACACAGAUAAAGAUACCCAGAAAUCUCUACGCAAAUAUGGAUCAUGCCGUGUGAAAAUAUUCUCAUUUGAACAAAGUCAGUUUCCAAGAAUAAGCAAAGACUCACUUCGCCCAAUUGUUGCUGAUCUGAAUUCUGAAGAUCUGGAGCACUGGUAUCCUCCUGGUCAUGGUGAUACUUAUGACUCUUUUGCCAAUUCAGGCUUGCUAGAUAUGUUCAUUCGAGAGGGGAAGGAAUUUGUUUUUGUAUCAAACAUUGACAAUUUAGGUGCCACAAUUGACCUCAAUAUUUUGAACUUCUUGAUUAAUCAACCUGACGACAGCAAUCCUUGUGAAUUUGUCAUGGAAGUCACAGACAAAACUAUGGCAGAUGUCAAGGGUGGCACUCUGAUCAAAUAUGAAGGAAAGCUCCGUCUCCUUGAGAUUGCUCAAGUCCCAAAGGAACAUAUAGAUGACUUUAAAGCCGUCAACAAGUUUAGGAUAUUUAACACCAACAAUCUCUGGAUGAAACUUGGAGCGAUUCACCGUUUGGUGAAAGAGAGAGCUCUAAGCAUGGAGAUAAUCAUCAAUCGAAAGACUCUUGAUAAUGGGGUGAAUGUCAUUCAGUUGGAGACUGCUGUCGGUGCAGCAAUAAAGUGCUUCGAAGGAGCAAUAGGUGUCAACGUGCCACGAAGUCGCUUCUUGCCUGUCAAAACGACAUCUGAUCUUUUCUUGGUCAUGUCGAAUCUUUAUGACAUGCACAGUGGCACACUCGCGAUGAGUCACAGAAGAAUAUUUCCAACAACGCCUCUUGUCAAGAUUACUGGCCGCCAUUUCAAAAAGGUGGCUGAUUUCCUGUUAAGAUUCGCCUCCAUUCCUAAUAUUCUGGAACUGGACCAUCUCACUGUCUCGGGUGAUGUUACCUUUGGAAGGAACAUUACUCUUAAGGGAACAGUAAUCAUUAUUGCAAACCAUGGAGACAGAAUCGAUAUUCCGUCUGGAGCUGUGCUGGAAAAUAAAAUUGUAUCUGGAAAUCUCCGAAUUUUGGAUCAUUAAUUUCUUGGUAAAUCAUUUGAACACAAUGACCGUUUCUAUUUGCUGAUCUUAGUUUUAAUUUUCAUAAUCUAGAAACUAGAACCUAGAUGCUAGCACCCUUAUCUAUCUGCUGUAUCAACCUUCUUGGUGAGCCAGAGUCCUGCCUGUUUCAUACAUCAUGUGGCUGCGUGAUUGGACAUCUUCAAACAAACUUCUUGUUUUUGUAUUUAGAAAGGAGGUUUUCAGAAGCCCGCAAACUACUGAUGUUUUUAUUUAAGUACCAAAAUAACACUAGCCACGCACCUCUUCCCUAAACGAAAAGUCUGUUGUUAUUGAAUUUUCGUUGUGCCUUCGCAUGUUGUCGUACCGGAUUGGUUGCUCAUACAGAUGUUUCCUAUGGCGAUCAUUCCCAUGUGUAUGCUAAUAAAUUCAUGUGAAGGUAAUUCUUACUAAGAAAAUUUCCGCUGGGCAGAUUUCCAUCAAUUAGAUAUUCAUACAGAUGAUUCCCAUGGCGAAAAUGCCCGUCCCCAUUAAAAAUGAUUUUCAUGAAGACAAUUCCCACUAACAAAAUCCCAGUUGGGUAGAUUCCCAUCAAAGGAAUACCCAUACAGAUGAUUCUCAUGAAGAUAAUUCCCAUUUGGAUUCCCAAAUAUAUAUUUUCCAUGAAGAGAUUUCCCAUCAAGAGAAUCCCUAAAAGAAUUUCCAACUAACAACAAACUUAUCAAUUCCACUGUUCUUAUGAUAAACAUUAUGCUGAAUUUAACAUUAAAAUUUUAAACCAUCACCCAGCUUUAUCCUAUUUAUUGAAUUCGUGAUCUUUCAGCAAACUGAAAAAUCUUUUCAUUUUGUCUUGAUAUCGAUCUGGAGCUUUGUAGUUAUUUUUUCCCGUCAUGCACUAUGCCUUACCAAAUUUAUACAUAGUUAACACAGUCUCAAGUAGAAUUAUUUGUAUGCAACAAAAUUAUAUAACACUCAAAUAGCUGCACCAGUGUCUUAAUGUAGCACAGAUAACGCAUUUGCUUUUGUGAUGAAUGAUUUUUGUAAUGACCUAUCAAUUAGCAAACAUUGCUGUUAUUUUAGAAAAAUCGUGCGUUACUCCA
This is a messenger RNA of Rhopilema esculentum, 2753 nucleotides long. The record is from RefSeq and is a predicted model, not a curated record. Lineage: Eukaryota; Metazoa; Cnidaria; Scyphozoa; Rhizostomeae; Rhizostomatidae.